Gossypium raimondii (Peruvian cotton) is the source of this 930-nucleotide messenger RNA. Its product is annotated as cold shock protein 2. The transcript has a single exon. The record is from RefSeq and is a predicted model, not a curated record. NCBI's taxonomy places the organism in Eukaryota, Viridiplantae, Streptophyta, Magnoliopsida, Malvales, Malvaceae. Bases 105 to 626 code for a protein of 173 amino acids. Gene Ontology annotation, molecular function: nucleic acid binding; zinc ion binding.
CCAACAUUCUUGGCGCGUCCAGAAAGGCAAAAAUCCACUGACCAAAAAAUUAUAAUAAAAACUCCGAAAUUUCUGGUACGUUGUCUAGAAUCUUCUAGAAGCCAAUGGCUGAGACCACCAGCACCGUGAAAUCCAUUGGCACAGUUAAAUGGUUCAGUGCCCGAAGGGGUUUCGGUUUCAUAACUCCCGAUGACGGCGGCGACGAUCUUUUCGUCCAUCAAACUUCUAUUCUUUCCCAAGGCUUUCGCACCCUCUCUGAUGACCAGCCUGUUGAAUUCUCCCUCGAUUUAGGCGAAGAUGGUCGUGCUAAGGCCGUCGAUGUGACUCCUCUUCCCCGAUCUCGCCGGGGUGGUGGAAGAGGUAAAGGUGGUAGGGGCGGUUACAGGAGAGGCGGUUAUGGUGGUGAUGGUGCGUGUUAUAAUUGUGGGAAGAUGGGGCAUUUAGCGAGGGAUUGUUAUCAAGAUGAUGGUGGGAUCACGAGAUACAGUGGUGGCCGUGAAGAUGAUGUUGGAAGUAAAAGAUACGGCCGCGGCGGUGGUGGAAGUGGUCGGGGAGAAGGGCGACCUGGAGGACAAUGUUUUAUUUGUGGAGAAGAAGGUCAUCUUGCAAGGGAUUGCUCUGAAUAAAUUAUUCAAAAAAAAUGGAAGAUCCCUAUGGCUAGGAAUAUUGUGGUGUUGAUGCAAAUGGGGUUUAUCAGCAAAAGAAGGAGAAGUCGGAAAGUUCACUAUUUUCCGAUUAGAUUCCUCUGUUACUACUUGUUUGAGCGUCGUAAAAGAAAGUUUUAUUAUUCUGUAUGAAGUAUUGUUAUCAUUAUUAUCCUCUUAUUCUUAGCAGUUCUUGUUUUUGUUAAACAUUGAUUCAUAGUCUUUACAUUUGCAGUUUAAAUAUAAAGUCAAAAAAGAAAAAGAAAAAAGAAUUGUGUUCUUUGAA